Caenorhabditis remanei is the source of this 645-nucleotide messenger RNA. RefSeq lists its product as uncharacterized. Gene Ontology annotation, cellular component: nuclear exosome (RNase complex); cytoplasmic exosome (RNase complex); nucleolus. Gene Ontology annotation, biological process: U4 snRNA 3'-end processing; poly(A)-dependent snoRNA 3'-end processing; rRNA catabolic process. The transcript has 3 exons. The record is from RefSeq and is a predicted model, not a curated record. NCBI's taxonomy places the organism in Eukaryota, Metazoa, Nematoda, Chromadorea, Rhabditida, Rhabditidae. Bases 1 to 645 code for a protein of 214 amino acids.
AUGGCUGGAAGAUUACGAGAGAUGAGAUGUGAACUGUCAUUUCUGAAAAAUGCAGACGGUUCAGCAUGUUUCUCACAAGGAUCCACGUGUAUUUGGGCGUCGUGUAGCGGUCCUGGAGACGUUCAUGCCUCGAAAGCAAACGAAGAAGCAAUGACGCUGGAUAUUAGUUACAGAGCUAAUUGUGGAGACAAUAAGUUCAGUGUGCUGAACAACAUCAUUCAAUCAACAAUAUCAAAAGCUAUAAAUCUCGAGUUAUUCCCACACACAACGAUUGCCGUCACAAUUCAUGGGAUUCAAGAUGACGGUAGCAUUGGAGCAGUAGCUAUCAAUGGAGCGUGCUUUGCUCUUCUUGACAAUGGAAUGCCAUUCGAAGCGGUUUUCUGUGGGGUUCUUGUAGUCCGAUUGAAAGACGAGCUCAUUAUUGAUCCGACGGCAAAACAAGAAGCUUCUUCUACCGGAAGAGUUUUGUUUGCUGUGUGUAAUGGAGCCGAUGGACAUCCUGAAGUAUGCUCGAUGGAUGCGAUUGGACAAUGGGAUUUCAAUCAAUUGGAAGCUGCGUGGAGUCUAGCACAGCCGUCCGCAACUGCGAUUUUCGAAUUCUACAGAAGCGUUAUGCAAAGAAAACAUUCCAUUGAUGAGCAUUAA